AUGGCAACAAUCAGAAGGAAACCGGUCGCCGCGGCUGGCGCGCAACACCUCGACAACCCACCCAGGCGAGCUGAGUCUUCUCAACGCUAUCUUCAAGCUCCUCAAGACGACGAGUACGAUGAUCUCGAGCAAGAUGAAGAUGUCGACGCUCCUACCUUGGCUCCCGGCCCUUAUAGAUCUCGGCAAUACUAUCCGGUCCCCCGCGAUGGAGAGAUAGACUUUACCGACGUGCAACAGUCAAUGUCGCCAUUACGCCCAAGUGAGGAAGAGCUUGCAGACGGGGGGCGGCCCUAUGUGUCUUCUUCUAGCUCCUCCAGCCGCCACAUCAAGGACGCGACCUCGAAUCAGAGCUCGUCGUGGUCACAAGGCCCGCCCUUGGGCAGAGACGUCAGGUUCUGGAUCCCUUUGUGGCUAACAAAGACAGUCCUGGCUAUAUUCGCAGUCGUUUUCUUCUUGAUGCUCCUGGCCACUGCCCUCCUAUUUCAUUUCUCCCAAAAGAACAAUGGUAUCGGGGUGCAGAAGGAAGUUAAUCACUAUGCCUGGAAAUACGGCCCAACCGCCCUGCUAGUCGUUGUCGGCGCGCUUUGGCGACAGGUGGACUACGCCAACAAGAUCCUCAUGCCAUGGAAAGAGCUCAGCGACGGCCCGACAACGGCUGAAAAAUCUCUUCUCCUGGACUACAUCUAUCCUCUUCUGCCCACGAGCCUUUGGAUGGCGUUGAAAAACAAGCAUUGGGCUGUAGCAAUGUCGAUCAUUGGCCACCUGUUGAUUCUAGGUACAACCGUCUUUUCGACCGGCUUGCUGAUCCUGGAGCCGACCGAGAUGUCGCAAGAAAGCAGCGAGUUCAGGAUCAAAAGUGAAUUCAGGCUGAACGGACCCUGGAACUACACUCUACUUCGCAACAUUGGUCCUGCCGCGACUCAGUUGUACUACGGUAUCAAUUUCCGAGGCCUUCAGUUUCCACAGGGGACAUCCGAAGACAUACUGAUCCCAACGUUGGAGACGCCAAUCGACCACAGACUAGGUCACGUCAAUUUCACCACUUCUCUUGAGGGCAUUAAGAUCGACCUUGACUGCGAACUGUUACCAUUGAAGAACGGAUCCGCGGUCAGCAUGCCCUGGCGAAGCAUUCUCGCGGAGUUUUUCGUUACAGACAUUGAGACCUCGGACUGCAAGAUCAAAGGCGUGCCUGUCGCCGAAGGCCCCGAUCAUGGCUACUACCACCAGAAGAACGCGACCCAGAACUAUCAGGCGCAAAUGGAGACUUUCCCCUGCAAUGUCGACUGGGACUUCAGCCAGUACCCUGGUAGAACCAACGCCUCUUAUAUCAACAUGAUGACAAACAGCAGCCUCGACCAGCGAGUCUUCAUGUCUGUCGCUGAUUUGCGUUUUGCGGCCCACAAUUCCAGCUAUGACCGUCCAAAAUACCUUUACAUAAACAAGCUCACAGGGGCACUUUGCAAACCCACAUACCAAGUCAAUCAGUAUGAUGUCCACACCUCUAGUGCCCUGAACGGCUCUGCCUUGGCUGUCACAUCGACCGACCAUGUCAAAGGCCAACAGGUGGAGGGGCUUUCGAGCGGUGCGCUGGGCCUGGCUGUCCUUCAGAGUUCGUGGACUUGGAAAUUGGGCACGGGCGGGCAAGACUACGUCUUGUCUGAGCAAGUGCCCACGUUCUUCCAGCUCAUGACACUGAAGAGCCAUAGCUCGACUAUUGGUGACUACAUGGAUGGAGACUUACUCAUAAAAACCGGCGCCAGCGUUUUCAAGGGGAUUGCCACACAGAUUCUACACUUGUUGGCCGUCCAGCCAACCGACCGAAACGUAACAGGUGAGAUUCGGUUCACGGAGGAUCGCCUGAAGGUAAAGCAGCUCUCCACGGGCUUCAUGUGCUCCUUUCUCGGUUCGCUCGUCAUCAUCUCGGCGGGAAUGAUACUUGUCAGGCCCCAUUCCGCGACCCCUCACGAGCCAGGCUCUUUAGCCGCUACAACGACCAUUCUCGCAUCCAGUCCAGCGCUGCAGCAGCUUCUGGCGAGCGUGGCGAACUCACCGCAGAGUGUCAUCCAGCGAUCACUGUGCGUAUUCGCGUUCCGGAGUACUGCGACAGAGUCCAAUGGUGCCAUCUGUUUCGAAAUUCACCCAAAGCAGUCUAGAGAAAGCGAUAUGGAGCGAGUUGCCAAGGACGACAGCCGUCGUGAAGUUAGCUGGUGGCGUCCUGUUGCUGGAACACAGUGGUUCUUGGGUCUGGCCGUGUUACUCCCCCUGUCAAUCAUUGCGGCGCUCGAGAUCGUUCAGCACUUCUCCAACACGCAGAAUGGAUUCGUCGAUGCCGGAGCAAAUAACGCGCUGGUAUUCGCAACAUACAUCCCGGCGGCGGUAGCCCUCGGCGUGUCCAGCAUGUACGCAGGCUUGGAGCUCCUGGCCGCCAUUUUCGCGCCGUAUGUGGCCCUUAAAGGAGGCUCGGCUCCCCCUGGCCGAUCCAUAUACACGAAUCUUGUCGGGAAGCUGCUCCCUGUCGCCAUGUUUACGAGCCUGAAAGCUCGUCAUUUCGCAGUCGCCGUGGCACUUCUCUCCAACUUCAUCGGCGGAUUCUUGACUAUUGUUGUGUCUGGUCUCUACAGCGCAUCUGAUGUGCCAUUGACCGAGCAUGUCGACGUUCGCCAAUUGGACAACUUCAACUUCACGGGCGUCGAUCUCUCUCUGAAUGACAAUCAAGCCUCGGCAAUCGACAGUCUGAUUGAAUUUCUUGAUCUCGAUUAUACACAAUGGACGUAUAGGAAUCUCGUCUUCAACCAUCUCAAUCAGUCAACGGUCUCGCUCAGAAACGCGAGCGCUGAUGCACCCUUGACCGUCAAUGUUCCAGCCACAAGAGCUGUACUUAACUGUACCCGCGUCCCGACUGGAUUACGUCGAAUAACCUUGGUUGAUACCAGCCAAGACUUGAAUAUGAUGAGGACCUUACCUGGGGGGAAUGGGUUCCAAAAUCCCAAGUUUGGGAGAAUGUACGUUGGCUUCAAUACGACGCUCAAGCCUUCAGACUGGUGCGAAAACCCACCAAAGUCGAAUAGUAGCGAGUGGACUUGGAUGCAGUAUUUCAGCAUUCCAAAUACGACUGAGUUCGCAUACAUCGGCAAAGCAUCCACCAUGAUAUGGCAGAACAACAUGGUGCGGGGGGAUGGACCAGUUGACACCAACCCAACAUUGGGAUCUGGAAUGGGUGCCAGCGGCAUUACGAUACCGGACAAUGGGUGUCCGAGCUUCGCGAUUACUUUGGGCCUGAUUAGGGCGAAAUCCGCCAGAAAGGUUGGAACCGAUACGCGGUGGGAAUUUGAGCAAAAUCUGGAAUCUCUUUUGUGCUACCAGCAUGUUGAAGAGGUCAGGUCGAACGUUACAUGGCACCUCCCGGGCUUCGAAAUCGAUCCCAAGAACCCGCCCAUUGCAGAUGAAAAUACCAACCGAAAGCAAAAGACGGAGAGGGGGGGUCAAAGAUUCCCGUUUGCCGUGAACUCUUUCCUGAUGGGACUUAGUGAUUCGUUCUUUAAUAGGACCAUUCCGGGGCCUGGAAAGACGGAUCCGUGGAAUAAUGACGUUGAUCAGUUCGUCAACGCCUUGGUCAAUGCCAAGGGAGGCCAGGCCAUAGAGAAACUCAUUGGACGAGAUCAUACCGAUGACCUGGCCGCGGCCGCCAACCGGCUCUAUGGCGUGUAUAUGGCGCAAGCUAUUUCACUGAAUAUGCGGCAGGGACCCGCCGAUGGUAAAUCACAGCAGAUGCCAACCUACGGCGGCGUCCUCACGACGUCAGGGCGACUACGCCUUCAUCAAAACAACGGUCCGAAGAUCGCUCUGCAGGCGAUGUUGGCAGCUAUGGUCAUCUGUGCGAUUGCGUCAAGAUGGCUGAUGAGAGUCGGCAAGGUACUCCCUCACGACCCGUGUUCAAUUGCUGGCAAGGCAGUGCUGCUGGCAGGGGCGGACAUGGCGACACGACAAUUUGCACCUCCGGGCGAGGAGUGGAGGCAGUCUGCAAGGCUCCGCCGUGGUGGUGUAUUCAAUCACAGACUGUACAGUCUCAGAUGGUGGGGGGAAGGCGAGAAAGCAGUCGGAGGCAGACCGCGGUAUGGCAUUGAUGUGGAGGGGAUUUGA
Messenger RNA from Purpureocillium takamizusanense, 4140 nucleotides. RefSeq lists its product as uncharacterized. Lineage: Eukaryota; Fungi; Ascomycota; Sordariomycetes; Hypocreales; Ophiocordycipitaceae. The record is from RefSeq and is a predicted model, not a curated record. The coding region runs from base 1 to 4140 and encodes 1379 amino acids. The transcript is spliced from 4 exons.